Molecule: messenger RNA, 1981 nt
Organism: Phyllostomus discolor (pale spear-nosed bat)
Lineage: Eukaryota; Metazoa; Chordata; Mammalia; Chiroptera; Phyllostomidae
Gene: SPACDR
Product: chromosome 3 C7orf61 homolog
Source: RefSeq, a predicted model, not a curated record
GUGGUCAAAGGAGAUUUGGGAAAGGGAGCCAGUGGCCUGCCAGGUCCUGGGAAGGGGCAGGCAAGGCAAGGCAGAGGGAGGGAGGGUGGAGGGGGCCAUCUGCCCACGUGCUGGGGGGGCACAGGCAAACAAUGAGGCCUUUGGUAAUUGUGCAGGAUCCACCCCUAGCUUCCCAGUGUGUCCCCUCUGCGGGCUGGAUCUGGGUAGCUGCUUGGGGGUGGGGCAGGGGGCCCUGAAUGGGCCCCUUGUCUCAGCCCUGGGUGUGGGCCAGGCUUCCCGGGCACACGGUGCCCUCGCCAGGCCUGGUUGGCCUGGCCCGCCUCCGUGGCUUCCACCCCCAGCUGGCUGAGGACAAGGCCCUGUGGGUGAGCAGGCCCCUCCCAGACAGCCUCAGCCGGGCUGCUGCCCCAGGCAAAAGAGGCAGGUAGGAAGAAGGACCCCAUCUAGUGGGGAAAGGGGAAACCAGCAGCCUGAGCCUCAGGAGGACCCUGUCCCCAGACUAGAAAGGACAGCUGUGGAGAGCUGAAUACUGGAGGCUGACCUGGGUUGGACCCCCUGCCCUAUAGCUCCCUAGAUUUAUGACCUUGGGCAGGUUCUUUGGUUUUUCUGAAUCCCAGCUUCCUUGUGGGUAAAAAUGGCACUGACGAUGAUACCUACGUGAGGGCUGCUGUGAAAAUUAUAGGACAUCAUAUAUAGGAAAUGCCCCGUGAGUAACAGGCGCUCCAUAAAUGUUAGUUUCCCUUGUCUCUGGGUGAGGGAGGGCUGAGGGCACAGGGAUUGGCUCAGGGGUUCUGGAAGGGCCUCGGGGGUUGGGGUCAGGGCCAGGUAGGCUCUCACAAUGGACUAGAACCUUCCCUUACUCUGUGUUCUCAUCCUCUUCAACUCCUCUCCCUGUCCCAGGGAGGGGAGGAAAGGCCUAGGAUGAGUCAUCAGGGGGAGUUUCCCCCCUAGAUUCUCUAUUUCUUUCUUUACUGCUGCACUUGAAGUUCCUGCGAGACCCCUGCGUGGCAGCCACUGGCCUGCAGCUUGUCCUCCCACACCACCCCCUCAAUGCUGGUUUUGCCUCCUACUUGGGACUCAUGUAUUAGGAGAAAUGGUUGUAGUCAAGAGGUUCUUCCGAUGGGUUUGGCAAAAGAUUACUUCCUGGGUUUUAUUUUGGAAACAGAAAACUAAGUCAACCAUGUUGGAACACCCUGACUCCAAGAAAAAUGUGUUGAAGUUGGAGAAGUUUCCCAGCGUGGAUGAGACCUUGAAGUUGGUGGAGUCCCUCAAAGAGGCUAAGGUUUCCAAGAUGGAAGUGCUCCCCAUGGUGGCUGAUCCCUGCACAUUGGCCAAGACAACAGAUGGGGCGAAGGUGGAGCUGGACCAUGGGGGCCAGGGCCGGUCCCGGUCCCUGCUACAGCUGCCCUUCGUGGCUGUCAAGUCUGUUUCCACGAUCGUGGUGUCAGCUCUCCAGUCCGGAUGGCAGAUGUGCAGCUGGAAGUCAUCUGUGAGUUCUACCUCAGUUCCUUCCCAAGUGAGGACUGGGUCCCCUCUGCAGUCACCAGAAGCUGAGAUGCUACGCGAAGUGUAUCUGGUGCUGUGGGCCAUCCGGAAACAACUGCGGCAGCUGGCCCGCAGGCAAGAGAAGUGCAGACGGCGCCACAUCUGUGCCCACACUUGCCCUCAGCCGGACCCAGUUCAGGCCAAACAAAAUGCCCAGAGUCCCCUCUAGGGGGGAACCCCACAUCUUCCAAAAGCCCUCACCUCACUCUUAGGUAAGGUUGAUAGGAGAGGUUAGGGCAGCAGGCCAGGAGUUUGUGGGUGAGGAGACAUUUGCAUACUGUCACCUCUCAUCAGGAGCCCAGGGGCCUGGGGUACCACUUCUCCCCUUCAUUCCUUUUAUUCGAUUUGUAAAAAAAAAAAAAAAAACCAACAAAAAACAGAAAACAAACACAACAUUCCCCCAAAAUGUUGGGAAAUAAAUCUCAGAUAUUUGUGA